Lipotes vexillifer (Yangtze River dolphin) is the source of this 1250-nucleotide messenger RNA. It is a transcript of the gene BCL2L14, whose product is annotated as BCL2 like 14. Lineage: Eukaryota; Metazoa; Chordata; Mammalia; Artiodactyla; Lipotidae. Gene Ontology annotation, biological process: regulation of extrinsic apoptotic signaling pathway. The transcript has 6 exons. The record is from RefSeq and is a predicted model, not a curated record. The coding region runs from base 63 to 1052 and encodes 329 amino acids.
UCCUUACUGCCACCUGACCUGAAGCAGGAGAAACUGCCGACAGCUUGGAGACCAGCCCUGCCAUGUGCACCACUAGCGCCUGCAACCUGGAAGAGAUCCCCCUGGAUGAUGAUGACCCAGACAGCAUGGAAUUCAAAAUCCUGGACUUCUACGUCAAACACCACGCCUUCAAGAACACCUCUGCUGUCUUCUCACGAGAGCUCCCGAGAACAAGUACUUUGUCCCAGAAAGGACCAGAGAGUUGGCCGGCAAACAAACCAUGGACACAGGGGCCGUGGACUUGCAGAAAUUCCCCAUCCACCGAGAAGGCCAUAAACGUUGCCAAGAAAAAGUCAUCUUGGAGAACACUCUUUGGAGUAGCAGAGAAGGAGGAGGACCCUCAGAGCUCACCUCUGGAGAUCCGUUUUGAGCGGCAAAGUCCGGUGGGACCUCAGAGUGUUCCUCACGGUCCGCAGUGGCCGAGGUCCCUCUCCAAUGUGGAACAGCGCUUAGAGCGUGAAGCCGUGGACCCCAAAGUUGUUUCCAUUGCCAACCGAGUUGCUGAAAUCGUUUAUUCCUGGCCGCCGCCAGAAGAGACCCAGAGCCAGAGAGGAAGCUUCAAGUCCAGAACGAUUGUGACACGCCAGGGUCUCCAGCACCAGGGCUUCCAGCCUAGAGCUGCAGGUGGGAAGAGAGACGGAGAAGACCAGAUAAUAGCCAGAAUCGUUGAGCUGCUGAAAUAUUCGGGGUAUCAGUUGGAAAGAGAGUUGAAGAGAGACAAGGCUUUGAUGAACAGCUUCCAGGGCGGGCUGUCCUACUCUGUUUUCAAGACCAUCACAGACCAGUUCCUAAGGGGCGUGGACACCAGGGGAGAAUCAGAGGUCAAAGCUCAGGGCUUUAAGGCUGCUCUUGCAAUAGACGUCACGGCCAAGCUCACAGGCAUCGACAGCCAUCCCAUGAACAGGGUGCUGGGCUUUGGAACCAAGUACCUGAAGGAGAACUUCUCGCCCUGGGUCCAGCAGCACGGUGGCUGGGAAAAAGUACUUGGGACAUCACAUGAAGAAGUAGACUGAAACAUCAGAGGAUUUGUAAUCUGGAAUACUCACGGUCCAACUCUGGUCUUGUGUACAUCAGUCUUAGCACAGACUAUGGGAGAAAACAAAAAUGGACAAGGCAGAUGGACCAUCAAAAUCUGCAAAACCAUUAUUCCUGCACAUCAAGAGGCAUCAGGAGAGGCCUUGAAAUCUCUGGCUCAUAGAAUCUAGUAGCAU